Siniperca chuatsi (mandarin fish) is the source of this 9907-nucleotide messenger RNA. RefSeq names its product crystallin beta-gamma domain containing 1a (gene crybg1a). The record is from RefSeq and is a predicted model, not a curated record. The coding region runs from base 3 to 9047 and encodes 3014 amino acids. Lineage: Eukaryota; Metazoa; Chordata; Actinopteri; Centrarchiformes; Sinipercidae. The transcript is spliced from 23 exons.
CCAUGAGUAAGUCCAGCACACUGAAAGUAAAGGGCUUGUUUAAAUUAAAAUCACCCGAUAAAGAAAGCAAGGAGCUGAAACGGUCGGGCUCCCUCAAAGAUGAAGCAGCGACCAGCCCCAGAGACAAGGCGAGCCCCGGUCCCUUCAGCCCGGGAGACAACGCCACAGUGGCCGGUGAUGUUUUACCCAUUUCCCCGAAAGAAAAGAAGGGAAGGCGGCUGUUGUCGUUCAAGCUGAAACGGAAGAAAUCCAAGCGCAAAGAAGGAGGAGGAGGAGGAGGAGAGGUGUUCUUCCCUGACACUGAUGAACUGGACAGCUUCAACAGCCACCUGAGUUACGACCAGAUGAGUGUUUCCACAGAGUGCAGUUUCCAGACUGAAUCGGACUGGGACCCUCAUUCUGAGUCCACCUCCAUGAUCAGCUUUGACAUGACUCAGCCAUACAGCACUACUUCACCCUCCAAAUUCUUCAAGAAUUCGGAGGAGAAGAGGGGAGUGUUUGAUCGCCUCAGCAAUUUCUUCAACUCAAAGAGAAAGAAGAGCAGUAGUAGGAAGCAUUCAGACUCUUCUGCUGAUGCAACUUCCCCAACAUCCCCCUUGUCUCCACGUUCACCCCAGUCUCAACAGGAGGAUGGGCUAAAGACUCCAACUCCUUCUCGAAAAGACAGUGAGCUAACGGGGCCUCAUUAUGCAGAGUCCAGAACGGGAGCAGAGCGUGGUGACACUCUCAGCCAAAGCUCCAGUCCCAGUGCCUCAAGCAUGGCUUCUCUGCUGCCAGAUGAAGCAGAGCUGCCCUUCGCAGAUAGUAACAGCAGUGGCCGAAGCAGUGUGAGGGAGGUGCAUGUGUGCAGGAUCAGCACAGCCAGCGGCGAAAGGAAUUCUGGGAAUGUGACUCCCACCACUCUGGACCUUGCUACUACCACUCAUCCAAGUGCUGAUUCAAGCUCAGGACUAGGCUUUGCAGAGUCAGUGGUGGAGGAAGUAAGCAAGAGGCUACAAGUCAGUUUGGAAGAAAGUGCCCUGAAGAAUCCAGAGGGUUCCAGUGAGGACAAUGCAGUUAACCAGACCACACUGUCAACAUUUAAAAUCUCCCUUUCCGAGGCAGCUGAGGCACCAAAGUCACCUAACUUAACCUCUAUAAGCUUAGGAUCAAAGAAAACAUCAGUAAAAGUUGGAGAGAAGGGGCACAGCACUGCCCUAAAAGGAAUAACUUUAGGCUCUCAGUCAUCCACCUCACAGAUCAUCACGACUCAACAGGAAGAUGAGGACUCUCCCGACAUAGCAAGGGAAAACUCAGGAGCCAACAGGACGGCUCAGAUAUUCUCUUGUGAAACUGUAGCCACUGCAUGGAGCCCUUCACCUGAGAAAGAGCAAGUACCCAGAGAUGAUUCUCCUGUCCAACUCCACAAAGCCAUAUGGGUGGAAACACACCUGGGAGAGGAGGAGGAGGAAGGGGGGAGGGAGGAGGACAAAGAGAAGGAUAUAAUGAAAGAAGGGGAGGAGGGCUUCAGAGCAGACUCGCCUCCCGUACUGGCUAUACCUGUCACAGUAAUUCCUGAGGAUGACUCAGUCACUCAGGGCACUGCAGCCAGCCCUUCUACCCCCUCAGAGACUUUGCUGUCCAGUGGCUGCUUGCCAGAAACAGCCAUCUCCUUGGCACCGACUACUGAGGAGUUCCAAACAACCUUACUGCAGCCAGAGGAGCCGGACACUGGCACACACUCAAAGCAAAGUUCACUUCAGGAGAAACGCAGAUCGAGAGAAAUUCGUGUUACUCGCAAGACUGUGAACCUGCCUUCAAAAAACAAGGUUUUUGCCCAGAAGGUGUACGUUAGGCCGGAGCCAAGUUUGGAUGGGAACGGAGCGACGGGAGAGGUGUACAGCGGAGAUUCAAUUUCAAAGACUUCAGACACAACAGAAGUUAAACUACUUCCAAGCCUCCAAAACAACAACAAUGUGGAACUCAAGGAAGCCAAACUUGAGCCAUUACCAACAACACACUCUGACGAAAAUACUCCUGAACCCCUAGUUAAAGAAAAAACAGACUCUGAGGCCUCUGACUUUGGUGAUAUCUCUGCAACCUCAGACAUGUACAGAGCAAAGUCACAAGCAGUGGGGUCUGGGGUAAGAGGCCAAGGGACUAACCAGGCUACACCCUCUAAACGAGGGGUUAAAGCAGCAGCAGAAAGUAGGCAUACCACAGCAAGUGGAGCAAAGACCCCAUCUUCAGCAGCUGGCAGCAAGGCCAAAAAUGUGACAACAAAGGUUAAGGCCUCCACAGAGAGCACAAAAGUGGGAACUUCUGGUGAUAUGCCACCGCAGAGGGAACAUAGCAAUGAUAAAACUGUUUCUAUGUUACCAACAUUAAAAGACCAAAGCACCAGUGGCUCCUCAAGCGCAACAGGUUCAAAGUCUAAAAUCCCCAAAAGGUCAACAUCAGAUGCUGAUGUGAAAUCACCAGUGACAUCAGAUAAAACAUCAGUAACUGAUGCCUCUGGGUUAGUGGUCACUUCCAAACUGCAGAAACAACCCAAAACCAGAGAAUCUUUGAAAUCUCCAGUCACUACAACCAAACCUGGCAGGAAACCAAGUUUUGAAGAAGCCAAGGGAAUGAGAGCUCUAUCAGGAGACAUUUCUCCCACAAAAACAACACACAAGACAGGAACAAAGGCUAUUAAAGAAAAGUCAGAUGUCGACAGUGAUUCUAUAAAUCUGGUAAAUGGCGUGGAGAAAGACUGCAAGGACAGUAAUAUUAAAACAGGACACCCAACUGACAGGGAGAGCCUGGAUGUCAAAAAACAAGGGCAAAACAAUCUGGAGAAUAAUGCCUCCCUGGCAUCAAAGAGUCGGUUGGCCAUUUCAUCUCCGACAAGAAAGAGGAAGGAUGAGAUAACUCAAACAAGUGGCACCAACAAUAAAAAAAUUACAUCUGGUCAGACAGACUCAAACAGACCCACUACAGCCCAGAAGCAGAGUCCAGAGCAGCAAGAAGUAACUCCAGUCGACAGUGGCGAGAGACCUGGUAGUGAGACACCACCCCCACUCCCUGAAAGUCCCAAGAAAGGCAGCAUGCUGUCAACAAGACCAUCCAAAUACCUCUCUAAAAGAAGCAUUAGUCAUGAAGAGAGUGACACACCCACCUUGUGUGUCUCUCCACCUCCCACCAAGCAAGAGAAAUCUGUCUCAUUGAGGCUCUCCAAACAGAGUGACAAUAUCAAACACCACAAAGGUCCAGUAGAGGAUUCAGCGGAUCCCUCAUCCUCUGUAAGCAAGCUUCCUAGAGGUCAGAGAAGCUCCAACAAAGUAAAAUGCAGAAAACAUUCACCAACUCAGAAUUCUCCAAGCACAUGUACAUCUGAACAGGAUGACUCAAAUCAGAACACUAACACAGAGACAGCUGUCAAAGCAUCAGAUAGUGUCGUAGCAGAUCAUGUGAAGGACAAUGACAGUGGUGACAGAUUUAAAUUCAAGUCUCUGUCUACAGAGGAAAAAGAACGCACAAUAAAACUCACAAACAAUCAGUCAAGUACGAGUGAAAUCAAACUGAAAGGAAAAGAGACAAAGGAAUUAGAGGAGAGCAUAACCAGUCCCACAACUGUAGAGAUUUCAAAAAUCCAGCCAUCACCAAAGAAAAACACUGAAGUAAAAGUUACCCCAGUUACAGGCCAAGGAGCUGAGGUAGUGCCUAGCAGUGUGGUUGUCAAUGCAAGUCCAUCUCAGUCGCCAGUUACUGAUGUAAAUAAUGCUGAGACUGAUAGCCACGGAGGACAGUGUCAGACCAAGCAACAAGCAAAAGUUGAGUCUUCACCUGGAAAUGUAGCUCACAUUCAAAGUGACAACACCACACAGGAACAGGAAACACUGUUUUCACCAAAGAUUUGUCCAGAAGAUGUAAAAGAGACUCAGCUAAUAAGUAACAUAAAACCAUAUUUAAUCCAGGAGGAGGGCCUUCCAAAGACAAAUUCUGCCAUUUUGGCUCAGGACACAAUACCAGCUCAUGAGGAUGUAACUGAUAUGUCAGCCAAACUUGUUGUGGUUGACAGCAUUCACUGUGACAUAAUGACCCACUCUGAUGAGGAAGGUGUUAUGCCCGAUAGUGUUUCCCUUAAAAAAACAAAUACGGUCAUUUCUGACGAAUAUAAUAGUCUUCCUGCCAAAUUGGCCUCAAAAGACCAAGAUGCUGAGCUAAAAGAUGUACUUUCAGCCACUUCCAUUGCUGUUUCACUUUAUGCUAACGUGGCCAGUACAGAGCAACAAAAGGAGUUAUUGAAGGAUCAAACCACAAAUAUCAUUCUUGAAAAUGAUAGAUUGCCCACAUUAAGCAGAGAUUUAGUAAAAGAUUUUGAGGUAGAGGAGAAAAGUAAAGAGGAGCUUGGCAGGGAACCAGCAGAGACUUUGAACAUUCAAACAGUGACUGUGACUGUUUGUGAAUCGCCCAAGAAUGUUGAAAAUAAGCUGGACAAAGAGCCUCUUUUAUUGGCAGGAGAAUUUGAAAAACAGGAGAAAGACUCAAAACCAAAUGAAAAGCUGAACGACGCAGCGGUGGAAAGCACUGACUCACAGAACAGUUGCAAAAAGAAGCUCAAGGGCAUAACUAUCGAGGACAAAGGAGAGAAAGACAUUACAAAACCAGAGAAACCAACACAUUCAUCAUCACAGGAGAAACGUUUACAGCCUGACUCAGAGGAGGAACCACAGACAGUAGUUAUAGAUGCCCCGGGAGAGAAGAAGACAGAGGCAGAGCAAGCAAGAAAUGCAGUCCAUGAAAAACCAGCCAGUGUGGUCGAUACAAAGCAGGAAUGUGAGUUCCUCUUAAAAGAAAAUGCAGAGGGUGGCGAUAAGGAAACAGAUCAGCAGAUGAAGGCAUCAACAGUGAAAAAUGAACAGGAACCCAAAGUACUUCUAACCAAAGAUGAGGAAGUCGGGGAUAACAAAGCAAACCAGAAGGAAAGUGAAACAAAGGAUUUAUCGAUGAAGGGUUUACCAAAUGAGAUUGGAGUUACCACUGCUAACUCUGAAGUUAGCAACCAACAGGACCAGAAGUCCACAAUUGUUAGAGAUCAACAUGAGGACAUAAAACCAGACAAGAGCAAGUCAACAGAAUCCAAACGUCCAAAUACUGACCUAAAACAGGAACCAGAAACGGUAAGAGCAGAAGCUCCAGAGAUGAUGUCAGAAAGCCAAAUUCAAAAACUAAAGGUGGUAAGCACCAAAACUGAGGGAGGUCAAGAGAAGACAAGGGAAACAAAGGAUUCGCCAAUAAAGAGUUUGUUGAAUGAGAUUGUAAUUGAGAAUGCUAACUCUGAAGUUAGCACCCAAAAGGACCAGAAGCCCUCAAUUGUCAAAGAUGAACAUGUGAAGAUUAGGAAACCAGAGAAAAACAUUGAUCAGUCCACAUAUUUCCAAGCCCCAAAUGCAAACCCAGUUGUUUUCAUAACUGAAAAAGCAGCUAGCAAGAUUGAUAAGGAACAGGAACAGAAAAACCUCAUUAAAGAGGGUGUUGAAGUUGAAAAUAAAGUGACAAAGCAGGAGGAUCAGCAGAUGAAGGCAUCAAAAAUAGAUGCCAAGCAAGAGUCAGAACCCAUUUUUGUAAAAGAUGCAUCUAGCAAAAAAGUUGGUGGAGAACAAAAAGACAAGCCCACUGUUGUUCCAGAUGAAGUACUCAAAAGUACUGAUGCUCAGAAGAAUGAUGAAGACACAAAAGAAAAAACAAAAACAGAUAGUGGUUUGAAACAGAAACUGCAGACUUUAAGAAAAGAGAGAACCAUAAACCUCAAUUAUCCACAAAAGCCUGCAAAGCCAACACUCAAUGGCAGUUCGUCUCUCUCUGCAGCGAAACCAUCCACUCCAUCUCAAAGUUUUGAGCUAAAGAAGGAAUCUCCAUCUAGCUGGUUAGAUGUGGAACAUCAUCAAAAACAGAAGAAGGAACAUAAAAGAAGACUAGAUGCCUCAGCCAGUGAGGAUGAAUCUCUUGAGCCUGAUGACUUUGAUGAUUUUAUCAGAAGCAUUAAGGAGGGCAGCAUUCCUUUCUCAAUACCUCAAAAGAGGCAUAUUCGUAAAAAUUCCCCAUCUCCACCUUUUGUCAUGCCGGCGAUCAAGGAGGACCAUUUUGAGAGAACGUUUGAUCCAGAGGAAUUCCAGUUUGGCUUAAGAAAAAAUGGCAAAAGUUUUAGGGAUCCUUCCCCAGCUAUGGUGAUUAAACAAAAAGCAGCUAAUAGGGAAGGACAGACCCUGGAAAAACAUGCACACAAUAAUGCCAUGCAUACAUCUAGAGACCAAAUGAAAUCCCUUGAUGAGGUGGAAGGAAAAGAUGGAGUCAAAGAGGGGACAAAUAUCAGAGCAGGAAAAGAAGAGGGACAAAACAAUGGAGAAGAGCCUGGGAAGCUGACAUCACGACUUGAAAGGAUGUCCAUCCUCUCUAGCUUACUGAAUUCCCCUCGGUCCUCCAGGAAAACCAAAGAGGAAGCUACGUCCGCCUCAAAUAGCACACUUUCAUCUAACCAACAGGAUCUGCCCUCACUUGGAAUGCAGGGAGUUGUUGAUUCACCUCUGCGUGGCGUAGACGCAGAUAAGGAGGGUGUGAAAGUUAUAGAUCAAGGUGAGUCAGCACUCAGCCCCUCCUCUCCUCCUCUUCUGCCCUCGUUCACGGAGAUAAAGCUGCCUGAUCAUUUAGAGAAAUACCUCAAGAAGAACAAAAGGGGAUCUGAGGCCUCCCAGGGCUCUACGCAGAUAUCUAAAACUAAACUAAAUCCUGAGGGGAGUACUGUGAUGGACCAGGCCUCGAUACCAGAAGUACCUAAUGUGGAUGUGGGCCUGAAGGACCCUGCACGACUGCCUCCAACCAGCAACUACAGCCAGCAGACUUCUCGAAGUGGACUUUCUACUUCUAAGACUAAGAUACCUGCAAUAAGAGGGUUCCACAAAAGGCCUGGAAAGAUUGUCAUACAUGAACAUGCGCAGUUUGAAGGGGAAGCGUUUGAACUCCACUGUGAUGUAGAGGAUGCCACCACAUUGAAGCUGUCCCCUGUUAUCUCAGUCAGAGUCAUCAGAGGAUGCUGGCUCCUCUAUGAAAAACCUGGCUUCGAGGGUCGGAUCAUCGCCCUUGAGGAAGGUCCUACGGAGAACAUAGUGAAUAUGUGGGCAGAGGAGGGAACUCCAACGACACUAGACCAGAUGGGUCAGCCUGUACCAACAGCACCUGUAGUCAUAGGUUCUAUCCGAUUGGCAGUUAGGGACUAUAGCAUACCCCGAAUUGACCUGUUUGCAGAGGUGAAUGGGUUAGGGAGGAUGUCGUCGUACUGUGACGACACUGUAGAGAUUGGCUCCUAUGGGAUUCCCCAGACCACUGGCUCCAUUAAGGUCCAUUCUGGAGUCUGGCUGGUGUACACUGAUCCAGGGUUUGGAGGUUUUGUAGGAGUGCUGGGAGUGGGGGAGUAUCCGAGCCCAGAGACCUGGGGUUUCCCUGAGCCCUUCAUCGGGUCUCUCAGACCCCUCCAAAUGGGACCAAUAAGGGUGGAUCAUCCUAAUGAAUUAAAGGCCUUCGUGUUUGAGAAGCCCAACUUUGAUGGAGAGUGCAUAGAGGUCGACAGUGAUGUGUACAACUUGCAAGAAGAACCGGAAGAGGAAAAAACAGGCAAACCGGACGAGAACAAGAAGACAUUAUCUACAGUGGGGUCUAUAAAGAUACUUGGUGGUCUCUGGGUGGGCUAUCAGGAGGCAGACUUCGAAGGCCAGCAGUACAUCCUGGAGGAGGGGGAGUAUCCUCACUGCAGUGACUGGGGAGGAUCUGAGGACGGGCUCCUGUCACUUCGGCCUGUAUGCACAGAUUUCUUGUCCCCCCAUGUUAAACUGUUCAGUGAGCGGCACUUUGAUGAGCUGGGGCUCAACGUGGACUUGCUGGGUCCCGUCCUCAACAUGGAGGAUGUCGGCUAUGGUGUCAAAACUCAGUCUGUCAGCGUCAUGGGUGGAGUGUGGGUGGCAUUUGAGAAGCCUGGAUUCAGCGGAGAGGUCUAUGUCCUGGAGAAAGGCCUGUAUGCAAGCCCAGAGGACUGGGGAGCCCAGAACUUCAAGAUCUCAUCCAUACAGCCGGUCUUCCAUGACACACUGAUGGGAACAACAAAAUUCAAGGUGCAGCUGUAUUCUGAGCCAGACUUCCAGGGAAGGCUGGUGGCUCUGGAGGACAGCGCAGCAGCUCUGGAUGAGGACUUCAUACCCAGGUCCUGUAAGGUGCUGGCUGGCAGCUGGGUGGCGUAUGAAGGAGCCCAGUUCAAAGAGAACAUGUAUGUGUUGGAGGAGGGGGAAUACCCCAACACAGAGGCUAUGGGCUUCCUGUCAUCAGACUCUACCAUCCGCUCCUUACACACCGCAGGACAUGAGUUAUCUCUGCCCUCCAUCAUCUUGUUCAGUAAAGUGGGCUGUAGAGGUCGCAGAGUGGUGUUGACAAAUGGAGCUGUGAACCUGCAGCAGAAUGGCCUGGACUCACGCAUAUGCUCCCUGGUGGUGGAGGGAGGAAUGUGGGUAUUGUAUGAAGGCAUUAACUACUGUGGUCGACAGCUGCUUCUCCAGCCGAGUGAAGUGGGUGAUUUGUGCAAGUUCAGUGGCUGGCAGCGAAUAGGAUCCCUACGUCCAUUACUCCAGAAGCCGAUGUACUUCCGUCUGCGGAACAGGGAGACAGGAUGUGUGCUGUCCCUGACAGGAACUCUGGAUGACAUCAAGCUGAUGAGGGUUCAGGCUGUGGAGGAGACAGGAGGGGAAGAGCAGGUCUGGCUCUAUCGGGAUGGGCAGCUUACCUGCAAGCUGGUGGAGGAUAGUUGCCUGGAGACCUCAAGCAGUGUGGUGAUGGCGGGCAGCAGGCUUUGUGUUUCCCCGGAGCGAGGCAAAGACAACCAGCUGUGGAACAUCACCCCGGAUGGCCUGGUGCACUGCCACCUCAAACCUGACCUGGUCCUGGAGGUCAAAGGUGGUCAUCAUUAUGACAAGAACCAGGUAAUCCUCAACACAUUUGAUGAGAGAAAAUUGGACCAAAGGUGGACCGUGGAGAUCCUGUGAUCUGAUGAGUCUCGACUCUCCAAAGAAGCUCUUCUGUGGCCCUCACAGCCCUCUGCUGCAGCUCUGCCAGGGCACUGAGCCCUGUGAUGCAGCUCCGCUGUGGAACCAACACCACAGAGAUGGGCCCAGUAGGAGGUUUUGCGCAAACACUGCACUCUUUUGUAGUAUUUUGAAUCUUGUUUACUCUUGUUGAGGAGGGUAACCAUUGACUGGAUCAAUACUAUAACUGCUAACCAAACUCUGAAAAACAUGCACUCACAUAGCAUUAGACAAAAGUUGUUUUUUCUUUUUCAGAAUGAAUGAGUAUUGCAAAAAUAUUGCUUAUUUUUAGCCACUUGAUUUUGAACACUGUAUAUCAAAGACUCCAUGCCCUCUAUGUUUUCACUGCAUGUAGUGAGAACUCAGCCCUGUUUCAAUGCUGCAUACCUCUCUUUACUAUGGUACUUUUUCACUGCAUUGUCUUAAUGUUUGCUUUCUGAUCAUAAUGUCGGCAAAUAUGAAAGUAUACUGUAUACUGACAACUGCGAUAUGAAGUCCGGUGUGUCUACACUCCAAAGAUCUGUGUAGACUAAGAUGUUUUUGUAAUAACUGUAGAUCAAAAAUGAUCUAUUGUUAUGUUUUGAUAUCUUUUUAGGAUUUUAUAGGUUUUACAUUUUUACACAAACUGUACUUUAAUGCAUUAGGUUGUACAUACGCAUCAAGUGUAUAGAUUAGAGUUUCAAUUUCAAAGCAGAACUGCAAUAACAAUUCUGUCCACUGUUAAUUGUAAAUAUGUGAAUGUAAAAGAGAAAACUGUCAAAAUAAGAAUGUGAUUUUCUAUCUUGCAUCUUUUUUAGAAAAUAAAACACUGUCUUUCUUUA